Penicillium alfredii is the source of this 582-nucleotide messenger RNA. RefSeq lists its product as uncharacterized. The record is from RefSeq and is a predicted model, not a curated record. Bases 1 to 582 code for a protein of 193 amino acids. The transcript is spliced from 3 exons. NCBI's taxonomy places the organism in Eukaryota, Fungi, Ascomycota, Eurotiomycetes, Eurotiales, Aspergillaceae.
AUGGGCAAGAUUCGCUGGGAUGCUGCAAAUGACCAAAUCAUCCUCGAGAUCCAUGAUAUCUCUGUCGAUGCCAACGCGAUUGCGGCGGCCUGGCGUAAGUAUUCCACCACUUACCUUGAUACAACUUCACUCCCCCUAACAUCUAUCCCAGCCGGUGAGGAGGCUUGCAAGCCCACCCCACGGGCCAUCAAGGAGCGCAUCACGAAGAUCCGAGAUCUGGUCCGACGAGCCAAGACCGCGGACACGGAUGAUGCGAAGACCGGCGCCCCCAAGAAGGCUCGCUCCCGAAAGUCGACCAUGGAUGGGGCCGUAGAGCCCAAGACCCCAGCUCGAAAACGGAAGCGCGCCAACUUGGCCAGCCCCAACGAGGGCCUGAUCAAGACCGAGCCGACGGCGGAGGAGUUCGACAAGCUCUUCGCCGACAACGCGCGUGAGCUUUCUGAAGAGGCUCUGGCUCGUCUGGACGGCCUGGAUGUCCAGCAGGUAAAGCACCUGAAGUCCAGUUUCCUGUCGGCUCGUGGGGGCGAGUCUGACGAGGACUUCGAGAUCGAGGAAGCCUCUCCUUUUGAGGCCCUUCACUGA